Messenger RNA from Caenorhabditis bovis, 1752 nucleotides. NCBI's taxonomy places the organism in Eukaryota, Metazoa, Nematoda, Chromadorea, Rhabditida, Rhabditidae. The record is from the annotation of a GenBank genome assembly.
AUGAUCCAAGCGCUACUCCUUAUCGCUUCAGUGCUCGGCGCCUCGGUAUAUAAUUUUCAGCAUAGUCGAGGUGUAAGCCCACCUCAAACUUUGGAACAAGUUGAUCCGCGUGAAUUUUUUGCUCCUAGAUACGACUUUUCUCCAAUCGUUUAUAAUGAAUGCCGAUGGCCGAUACUAUCGGAAAAGGAGGAUGACAUUUGGAUUCAUCUGAAGAAAAAGCAAAGGCCGAAACGACCCAAUCGUUGCGCAUCAUUGCCAAUAAAUGUUCGAUGGAAUUCGGAGGAAAGAUCAGUGCUUGUGAUAACCGAAUCGAAUGAGACAAGGUGCCGAGCGGUGGACCUUCAACAUCCAGAGAUUAUAGAGCUGGAGCAUGACAUUGAAAGGAUCAUUCCGUUUGAGCAGUUCAGCGUUGAAUGCUUGUCGGAUGAGAUAAUGACUUAUAAGAAGACAUUUGCCAAUUUUAAAAAUUCGAAGAGAGAGGCUCUAGAGGCUCGACCGACACGGCCUUCCAUCGCGAUUCUCUACAUGAACUCGAUGUCGCCUUCAGAAUUCAGUCGCGAGUUUCCACGAACUCUCAAAUACUCCAGACGAAACCAAUUUUUGUUAUAUUCAAUGUUCAAUAAGAAAUAUCAGACUUCACAUGACGCUGAAAUCAAUUCGUUGUUUGAUGUAAAUCUGGGAAAAAGCUUUGCGCAAAUGAUGAAAGAUCAGGGAUGUUUGACAAUGACGAAUCGAAAUGGCACCGGAUUCGAUUACGACAUUUCGAGCUUCGUCAAAAGCGUUCCAUCGGAUACCGAUGAGAUGUGCACCCAGGAGAAUAAUUACACGACGAAACGAUUGCUGGAAGCAUGGGCGGCUUUCUCGAUCUCGAAUGCCCAAAAAUGUCACUUCUCUACAGUAUUUGUUGAUAAUAUGGAGGGUCUUGACGCGAAUUUUAUCGAUUCCUUAAUUGGUCUAAAGGCGCAUAACGUUUUAGACAAUACCAUUGUAAUGGUCCUCUCUGCAGAUGGAAUGCCUAUCAACACGUUUGGGAAUACAUAUACAGGCCGAGUUGAAGAAAGAAAUCCUUUUAUGAUGAUUCGGGUCCCGCAACGAUUGCAAAAAUUCCUCCCCGACCAAUAUUUCCAAUUAGAACAAAAUGAGAAUCGAUUGAUGACUCAUUUGGAUGUUUUUGAAACAUUGAAGAGUUUCGUGCAAAUCUCCAAAGAUCAGCCGAUUAUUCCAAUUGUUGGAAAUGGAGAAAACGGAAUUUCGCUUUGGCAGUCAUUAAUUCCCAGAAAUCGAUCUUGUCUGGAUGCCUAUAUUCCUGAAGAGUUCUGCCUUUGCCAAAAUAUGAGCUACGCUCAUGAAUUAGCUUAUAAUCAAACACAUGAUCUUGCUUUUAAUCUCUAUGAGAAAAUGAGUAGCCAAAUUAUCAAUGAGAAUAGUGGUUGUUUUGACAGGACAACGUUUAACGAGACGAAGGAUUAUGUGAAAGUCUGGACACUUAAUCAGAAGGUUCUCGAAGGCGUUGAAGAUCCUAUCGAAUUUCUUGAAUUUCGAAUGAAGACGCUUACGAAAAACCAGCCGGAAAGGAGAGGACCUAAUUUCUUUAUCACACUCGGCUAUUUCAAGAACUACUUGAAAUCUAACACUUUUCGGAUAGAACUCGCCCAUCCUUAUGUGCUCGGUCAUGCGUCGAUUUAUUGCAUGGCAGGAUAUGUUUCCAGAUUUUGUGACAUGUGCUAUGAAUCGUUGCUGGCGUCGCCUUAA